AUGUCGUCCACCUAUCAACUGAUAUGCACCAUUAUUUCAUUUAUACUCAAUUCAUUUCUCGUUUGGCUAAUCUUGACACGUUCACCACAACAGACUGGAAAAUACAAAUGGCUCAUGCUGUAUACAACUUGCUUUGAGAUUUUCUGGGGUGCUUUCGAUUUGCCGGCGGAGAUUAUCGCCCAUUCCGUCGGCUGCGCAUUCAUAGUAUUCCGUGUAAACGACGUGGAUUCUCUCCUUUCCUCCGAUACGUCAUCAUGGGUUGUCCUCGUCUACACAGCUAUUUUCGGCGCAUCAAUGGCUCUAUUCGCCUCUCAUUUUAUUUAUCGUUAUGGCUCAAUAGACAGUAAUUUCGGGGAGAAGUACACUUCUGGAUGGAAAUUCGGAGUACUCUUUUUUAUUCCGGUGAUUACUGGAAUCUGGUGGGCGACUGUGGUGAGAGUGUGGUUUUGGCCGAAUCAGGACAUGGAUGAUUAUACAAGAGAAUUGAUAAUGGAAAAAGUUGGAGUCGGUAUUCAGAAUAUCAGUUAUAUCGGUGCAAAAUUCUAUAACAAAGAUGGUCUCAAUGGAACUAACUCAUUGAAUCAACCGGCGUGGAUUGGUGUCUCCCAGAUGUGGUUUAUGGUCAUCUCAUCCAUGAUCUGUGUCUUUGGAUUCGGUACCCUCUGCUAUCUGCGUCUCUCGAAUCAACUCUCAAUAGUGUCAAGUGCUGCUAACAACCUCCAAGUUCAGUUCUUCUACACCCUCGUCCUCCAGACUGCUAUCCCAUUGAUCCUCAUGCAUAUCCCAAUCACUAUCUACUUCCUUUGCCCAAUGCUUGAUCUGGACUUUGAUUUUGCGAGUUCCUUUGUUGCAUCCACCAUUGCUUUGUAUCCUGCAGUUGACCCGUUGCCAAGUUUCUUGAUUAUCAAAAGUUAUAGACAAGCUACUAUUGGAUUCCUCCGCUCAUUGCUCUUUCUACCUGGUAACAAGUAUCAAACAAGACCAACAAUCACGGUGAACAGUAUCGGGCCGAGAUCUUUUUCACAAACUGUUAAUUAA
Caenorhabditis remanei is the source of this 1038-nucleotide messenger RNA. RefSeq lists its product as uncharacterized. Gene Ontology annotation, molecular function: G protein-coupled olfactory receptor activity. The record is from RefSeq and is a predicted model, not a curated record. The transcript is spliced from 5 exons. Gene Ontology annotation, biological process: olfactory behavior; G protein-coupled receptor signaling pathway. NCBI's taxonomy places the organism in Eukaryota, Metazoa, Nematoda, Chromadorea, Rhabditida, Rhabditidae. Bases 1 to 1038 code for a protein of 345 amino acids.